CGUGCUACCAAAAUGGGUAAACCCCGUGGUAUCCGCACGGCGCGGAAACACGUGAACCAUCGCCGUGAGCAGCGAUGGGCUGACAAGGAUUACAAAAAAGCGCACAUGGGAACGAGGUGGAAGGCCAAUCCCUUCGGUGGUGCAUCUCACGCUAAGGGCAUCGUCCUGGAAAAAGUUGGUGUUGAGGCUAAGCAGCCCAACUCUGCCAUCCGCAAGUGCGUGAGGGUCCAACUGAUCAAGAACGGUAAGAAGGUGACAGCGUUCGUGCCCCGUGACGGUUGCCUCAACCACAUUGAAGAGAACGACGAAGUGCUAGUGGCGGGAUUCGGUCGUAAGGGCCACGCCGUCGGUGACAUUCCCGGAGUCCGAUUCAAGGUUGUCAAGGUCGCCAACGUUUCUCUUUUGGCUCUGUACAAGGAAAAGAAGGAGAGGCCACGAUCAUAGGAACCAUACACUGUGAUAGUGACCUGCUGCUGGGAAGUGGUCUUGUUUAUAAGUGUAAUUACAAAAAAAGAAAACCCAGUACAUGAAUAAACCUUGUGUACGCU
Messenger RNA from Plutella xylostella (diamondback moth), 548 nucleotides. RefSeq names its product ribosomal protein S23 (gene RpS23). The record is from RefSeq and is marked validated. Gene Ontology annotation, cellular component: small ribosomal subunit; ribosome. Gene Ontology annotation, biological process: translation. Lineage: Eukaryota; Metazoa; Arthropoda; Insecta; Lepidoptera; Plutellidae. Gene Ontology annotation, molecular function: structural constituent of ribosome.